Trichomycterus rosablanca is the source of this 2124-nucleotide messenger RNA. RefSeq names its product dual specificity phosphatase 23a (gene dusp23a). Gene Ontology annotation, cellular component: cytoplasm. Gene Ontology annotation, biological process: protein dephosphorylation. NCBI's taxonomy places the organism in Eukaryota, Metazoa, Chordata, Actinopteri, Siluriformes, Trichomycteridae. Bases 622 to 1098 code for a protein of 158 amino acids. The transcript is spliced from 2 exons. Gene Ontology annotation, molecular function: protein tyrosine phosphatase activity; protein tyrosine/serine/threonine phosphatase activity. The record is from RefSeq and is a predicted model, not a curated record.
GGUUGAUCGGUGUAUUGGGCUUCAUCGGAUGCUCCGGUUUCCUGCUACUGACCUACUGCCUUGAUUGUAAAGAAUAUCUGACUUGUAGUUGAGCAGUAAAACCUCUGACAGGAGCACAUUCAGUACUUUAAAGUGUUUAUUUAAUUUCAAACCACCAAACAUACAAUGUGAUGUUUACUUAUGCUGAUUAAAAACACACACCGCUAUAAACCUAUACACACUUCUUAUUAAUAAAUAAAGCGCACGGAACAACACGACGGUAUUUGCGCAUGCGCAUUAAACACUACUAGUCCAAAACCCCACUAAACUCCCUAUGUAGUGCACUACUUGUGUAUUCUUGACUUUUUACUUUAUUCAUGUAAAUUAAAAUUACAGUUAUAAAGUAAUAAAUACAAUAACGCACUACGAUAAAUUACGAUUAAAAACGACGCAAAAAUUUGAACAGAGCAGCUCACUGUGUAGUUUGUAGGAUGUAGGGAGUAGGGUGUAGGGUGUAGGGAGAAUGUCUGUUUUUAGAACCAGACACAUUUAAGCCUACCGGCUCAGUUAUUACUGGCUCCGGUUCAGACGUUUCUAACCAUCCAGUUCUUCAUUCACUCUCCAUUCUCUCCGAGCAUCGACAUGGAUCAGACCUGCACCCCUGCACCCAACUUCUCCUGGGUGGAUGAGAAUAAACUGGCAGGACUGGCAUGGCCCUCCAGUCCAGCACAUUACCGGUUUCUGGUCAGUAACGGGAUUAAACACUUGGUGUGUUUAUGUGAAACUAAAGCUCCAGGUUCUGAGAGCUGUCCUGAUUUAAAGCUUCACCACAUCAGCAUGGGGGACUUCACAGCUCCCAGUAUGAACCAGAUCCAGACUGUGCUGUCCAUCACUGAGGAUGCAAACACCAGAGGAGAGGCUGUCGGGGUGCACUGUAAGCAUGGACACGGGCGGACGGGAACCAUGCUGGCCUGCUACCUGGUAAAGAAGAGGAAGAUCUCUGCGGAGGAAUCAAUAAAACUCAUCCGAUCGCUCCGUCCGGGGUCCAUAGAGACGAAGGAGCAGGAGCGAGCCGUGCUGGAGUUUCAGCAAUACCUCGAUAAACAGAGCAUUAAGUAAACUAAGUAAACACUGGGACAUGAUUGGUUUCAUAUAUUGUCUUUAUUUAAAUGAUAUCUGGUUUAUAUUAGAUACAAUAAAUGAUUCUGUACUUUUACUGUACUGUAACAUUAUUGCUGGUGGGACCUCAGGCAUAACGAAAGCAAACAAACCAAAUCAUACCUCGUGUAAUUCAGGCUUUCUCGAGGUGCACGCCCAUGUGGGAUUAGGCAAUAGUUCAGGUUGGGUUUAGGUACAUGCAAAACUGUACCUGUGUAACCAUGGUGUUUGAUUCCUGUUUAAAUAGGUGCUUAGAAAACAAUGACGAGGCCCAUAAACACGUAUCUGUGCCGACUGAACCGGCGUGAGUGGUUUCUGUUUCCACUGGGAUAUAUUUAGGCUCUACAUUCCAACAUACCAUGUGAUAUUCUACUGUAUAGAGAGAAGUCUUGUAUCACCAGAUAUUUUAACACUAGAAGACUUCAAUGCCCGGUGCCUUUAAUUAUAAUACAAAAAUAAAAUAUAUAAAACAGCACAUUCUGUAUUGACUGCGAAGUACCAAAACUUACCAAACCUGUUUUUGGUUUUAAUAUGAGUAAUAAAAACUUGAAGGUGGCACUUGGGUGGCACAGCAGUCUCUCUAUCCACUCCUGGCUGGGUAAAAGAUGCUCGUAUUGAGGCUGGUGCCAGUCUGCGGAACCCCUCAGCCAGUGUCGGGAUGGUGCAAGUGGCAGAGGAAUUGUAAUAGGGAAAAUCCAACCACUACAUUGGGUGGAAAUUUUAAAAACGCCUAUUAUUAUUUUCCUUCUCUUUAAGUCUAAGUACAUGAGCCUAAACCUGAUUUAUAACCCAUACAAUUAUAGUUUCUGUCCCGCUGUGCCAAUAGAAUUUCUGUUUGACUGUAAUGCUGUAUAUGAAGGGUAUUUAGAAGCUGAAAUACCAGACCAGACUGCAACUCAAAUGUUUACUGACUCGGUGUAUGAGCUAUUAUUCUACCUUUGUUUUAAAAUAAUAAAAUAAAGUCAGUAAUUUAUUGUGAUGACCUUA